This is a messenger RNA of Fonsecaea multimorphosa CBS 102226, 1596 nucleotides long. RefSeq lists its product as uncharacterized. Gene Ontology annotation, molecular function: transmembrane transporter activity. Gene Ontology annotation, cellular component: membrane. Gene Ontology annotation, biological process: transmembrane transport; amino acid transport. The transcript is spliced from 6 exons. NCBI's taxonomy places the organism in Eukaryota, Fungi, Ascomycota, Eurotiomycetes, Chaetothyriales, Herpotrichiellaceae. Bases 1 to 1596 code for a protein of 531 amino acids. The record is from RefSeq and is a predicted model, not a curated record.
AUGGACAGCAAAACCCCCAAGGUACUAGCAAGUGAGCAACACCUGCAACGUUUCGUCAGCGUGGGAGAUGGAAGCAUCCAAAGCCUCACGAUCGGAAGCCAGCCCCCGGCAGCGGCAGCGGCAAAGACACACUUUACGAAAUGGAACAUUGUCGCUUUUGCCUUUGUGAUCUGUAACAGCUGGGCUGGCGUUGCAGGCAGCAUCCAGCUGGCACUGUUACAAGGCGGACCCGCCACCCUCAUCUAUAGCAUCAUCGUCUCCUCGAUCGCCUACAUCAGCAUUGCCAUCUCGAUGGCGGAAUUGGCGAGCGUCUAUCCAACCGCGGGUGGACAGUACCAUUUCGCGUCGAUCCUGGCUCCCAAGAAGAUCAAACAGGGCGUCUCUUACGCUUGCGGCUUGCUGUCCAUCUUCUCCUGGAUCGCUAUCGGUGCGGCUGUGACCAUCAUCCCAGCCCAGCAGAUCAUGGCACUGGUGGCUGCUCUGAACCCUGGAUUUGAGACCAAACAGUGGCACGUCUUUCUCAUCUACCAGGCCAUGGCUCUUUUUGUCCUCUUCAACAAUCUGUUCCUGCUGAAAAAGGCCCCGUGGACUCACAAUAUUGGAUUCGCUCUCACACUGAGCUUGUUUCUGGCCGGCUUCGUCGCCCUGCUGGUGCGGGCGUCGCCAAAGGCGCCGUCAAGCUUUGUCUGGGCCACCUUCAUCAACUACACGGGCUGGUCCGACGGGGUUUGCUUCAUCACCGGCCUGUCCACCUCCUGUUUCAUGUACAUCGGCCUGGACGCCUCGAUGCACAUUGCCGAGGAGUGCAAGGAACCCAGUCGAACAGUUCCCUUGGCCAUGAUCACCGCGGUGCUCAUCGGAUUCACCACGGCUUUCGCAUAUACUGUGGCCCAACUCUAUGCUUUGACCGAUAUUGAGGCCAUCAUGACCACUACGGAAUACGUCCCGUGGGUGGUGCUAAGACAAGGGUUUCGCUCCACUGCCAUUGCCGCGGCAUUUAUCAUCGUCGCCAUCGUCAUGUCGGUCUUCAUCCUCAACGCCAUUCAGGAGACGUCGUCGCGUCUCGCCUGGUCCUUUGCCCGCGACAACGGCCUGGUGUUUUCCUCCCGGCUGUCCAGCAUCCACCCGACUCUGCAGGUACCGGUAUACGCCCUGUUCCUGACCUACGGGAUACUCGUCGUGUGCGGCUGCGUGUUCGUCGCCUCGACCACGGCCUUCAACGCAUUGAUCGGCUCCUCGAUCGUGCUUCAAGAGAUCUCCUUCCUCAUCCCCGUCGCGCUCCUCCUCCACCGACGACGAGGGCCAAAAUACCUGCCUCGGACACGCUCCUUCGCGCCGCCGUCGGUGGUGGGGUGGAUCGCGAACGUCAUCGUGGUCGCCUUCACCGUCGUCACGACCGUCUUCUUCAAUUUCCCGGCCUUUCUGCCUACUUCGGCCGCGAGUAUGAACUACACAUGUGUCAUCCUGGGUAUUGCCCUGCUGCUCGGCAUUGCGAACUGGUUCGCCCAUGCGAGGAAGCAUUACCAGGGUCCGACGAUCACGUUCGAGAACGGGGGCGACGACGGCGUCCCAUGGGCUGCGACCGUCGCUGAGUGA